AUGGUGUUCCUAAUCCUCUUCCGGUUGCUAUGUGGCUUGGCCUUCCUCGCUGGGCUGCCAUUAAACAGCUACAUCCUCUUCGUUGCCAGCUGCCAUGUGGAGAGGAAACCCAGCUCCAUAUGGUUCUGGAGCCAGGCUGUGGCUGAUUUAAUCUUCAUCGUCUUCCUGCCCCUCAGAUUCAUCUCCAUCUUCAUCCUGGACUUAGACUUUGCCAGUGAGCUGAGCAGCACCAUCACAUCCUUUCACAUGUUCUUCAGUGCCUUACCCCUCAGUGUUGAUCGCUGCAUCCUAGUGGCAUGCCCUGAGUGGGCCAGGAACCACUGCACACCCCUCCUGACAUUCAAGAUGGUUAUGGGCAUGUGGGCCCUGUCUCUUGGGUUCAGCCUGCGGCAUGGUGAUCUCUGGGAAUCCCCGCGCUCACCUGCCAGCAUUCGCAUGAACUUCCAACUGGAUGAAGGGAGGGUGAAGGCUGCCGUUGCCAUCCAUUUCCUGGUCGGGUUUCUGAUGCCACUAGCCUUGAUCUUGAUUCCAACAUUCUACAUCGUUCUAGCUGCCAAGCUGAGAGGGAACAGGCUGAUCCAGUCCACCAAGCCACUCAAGAUCUUUCUUGGCUUGAUCCCGACCUUUUCCCUCUGCUGGCUGCCGUAUCACAUAUUCUUCUUCCUGCAGAUCUCAGCUACGUACCCUCAGACUCUUCUGAACACAGGAAGCACUUUUGCUUGUGUCCUGACAUUUUUCAGCAGCUGCCUCAACCCCAUCUUCUACCUCACCAUGGAGGAAGAGUUUCUGAGGUACUGGCAACGUGCACGCAACCCCCAAACCACCAACAACUCAGGACCAGAGCUGGCUGAAUAGGGGAAUGGAUGAAUUGUUGAUAUUUACAUGGAGAAAGAAUUCUGUUCGCUGGGACAUGUAACUUCCUCUUGACCCCAAAAUUGUCUUUUUUAGCAAGUGAAUUUUUUGGCCUUACUCAAAGAAGAGCCAUGAGAAUGAUUACAGGAUUUGAACACCUGCCUUGG
Molecule: messenger RNA, 1019 nt
Organism: Dermochelys coriacea (leatherback sea turtle)
Lineage: Eukaryota; Metazoa; Chordata; Testudines; Dermochelyidae
Product: N-formyl peptide receptor 3-like
Exons: 1
Coding region: 1-855 (284 amino acids)
Biological process (GO): positive regulation of cytosolic calcium ion concentration; complement receptor mediated signaling pathway; inflammatory response
Cellular component (GO): plasma membrane
Molecular function (GO): complement receptor activity; G protein-coupled receptor activity
Source: RefSeq, a predicted model, not a curated record